AUGAACAAAGUGGAUGCCUCGCGAGCUGUGAAAAUUACAACGUCAGUGGCACGUUUCCUGGAAAACACCAAGCGUCGACGGGCAGCUUUAAAAUUUUACAAAGAGUUGGUGACACUAUUGGAAUUCAUCGAACAGGAAUUUAAUUCAUCAAGAGCCUUAAUGAAUGAUAAAACACGAAAGGAAUUGGAUUACAGCACUAUAUCAGCAUUUCUUUCCAUCGCUGUCAUCAACUUACAUUUGCUUGAGUAUGAUGAGUCAAGGAUAUAUGCUGAACUUGCUCUUGCUAAAAGUAGGAAAACUGGCAGCAAAAAGACAGAAGAGUCAUGUCUUCAAAUACUCUGUGUAUGUUUGGCUUUUGGUCGUAACCAACAUGACCGAAAUACUAAAUGUUUAGAGGAAAUACUCUCAGUUACCAAGGAAUCUGGUGAUACAGAGAUAGAAGCAACUAUCUACUAUCUGCUUGCUAUGAGACAUGUUGACGUUGGUCAGAUGGAAGAGGCAGCAGAGUUUCUUGAGAAAUCAAUUCAAACAAGUCGUAGGGGUGGUUGCAGGUGGAGAGAAUUUGAAUGCUUAAUCACACCAGCACUUAGGGUGCUUUUGCCAGGCCAGAAAAAUAAAGCGUUUCAAAGACUUGAGGAAGCACUUCGAAUAACCGAAGAAAUUGGAGAUUAUGAAAGGAAAGCCUUUGCGCUUCAAGCUUUAGGGGACUUUUUCGGAGCUGAUGGUAAGUACGAAGAAGCAAAGGAAUAUUACGAGAGAAAGAUUCAGCUCAGUGCAAAGUUGCCUUACGCAAGAUUAUCGGGUUAUAUGAGGCUCGGCACUGUUCUAAUUAAACUUCGCCAAUUUGACGAAGCCAUGAAGUGUUUACACAAAGGUCUUGACGUCUGUGGAGAAGACCAUUCAGUAGACCUGACCUUACACUGCAAGGACCAAAUUUACGUCGAACUCUGUCACCUUCACCUACUCCUUGGUCAACCAGAAACAGCUACUGAGUAUGUAAACAAAAUAUUGACAGGAAGUUGGUACGAAGACAAGCAUAUCUCUCUCAGGGAUCUUGGUUUCUAUAUAAGUACACACGGGCACUUUGAACAAGCAUGCGACAUCCUGGCUGAGAGUAUCAAAGGUUAUGAGAACAGUCUUGACUCUUUGAAUGACGAGUCCAAACUUUCUGAUGGAGACUUAGAUGUCAACACCAGUAUGUACACGCAUCGUUGCUUUUUGCUGUUUGUUCUUGGUAAGUUUGCCGAGGCUUUGUGUACAGCAGAGCGAGGCCGUGCCCGUGUAUUGACAGAACUGUUGGCAAAGGAAUACGGCAUUCAAGAAAAGGCCAAAUUGAGUGAAACUGACCUAUAUAGCCUUAUGGGUAGUUUGGCUAGGAGUCAAAUCUUAGUUUUCUUUGGCUCUGCUGCCUAUAAGAGCAUCUUGUGGAUAAUGACAAAUGAACAAGGCCCGAAUUUGGAGGUAAUGUCUCAAGAAAAAGCAGAAGUUGAUUGUCUCCUUGAAGCUAAUUUCGGGUCACUUUUUUGCAGCCGAAACGUCAACUGCGAGGACCGUACAUUGUCAGCCUUGUAUGACAUUCAGGCUGCUGAUGAUGAUACCCAGCACGACAGUGUCAGUGAGAAAAGGCUCCUUGAAGAGACAGACGACGAGGUACGUGAGGUUGAAAACUUACCCAAUCAACUGUACAAGUCACUCAUCGCUCCAUUUGCUGAUCGUAUUCAGGGCCGAGAGCUUGUACUUGUUCCCGAGGGAUCUAUGGUCAUGGUUCCUUUUGCCGCACUACAGGACGAUUCUGGAAAGUACCUGUCUGACUCGUGCAGUAUUCGCAUCAUUCCUUCGUUGUCAACACUUAAGUUGAUUCUUGACUCCCCAGAGAAUUAUCACAGCCGGAAUGGAGCGCUGAUCGUUGGCGAUCCACAAGUGAGUCAUGUCACAGCACUUCCGCAAUUGAAAGCAGCUAGGCAGGAAGCUAAAGAAAUCGCUGAUCUUCUGGAGGUGGAGCCUUUGUUGGGUAUGCAAGCCACGAAAGAAGAAGUGCUGCGACGAAUAACUGAUGUGUGUCUGGUACACAUCGCCGCCCAUGGUGACGCGGAAAGAGGAGAGAUUGCUUGUGCACCUAACCCAUCCUCCCCUCAAAACCCAACGAAGGAAGACUACAUGCUGACCAUGGCGGACGUUAGCAAGGUUCGGAUCCGAGCGAAGCUUGUUGUACUAAGCUGUUGUCACAGUGCUAAAGGAAAGAUCAUGAAAGCCGAGGGAGUUGUGGGGAUCGCUCGAGCCUUCAUUGCUUCAGGAGCUCGUUCAGUGCUGGUUUCCCUGUGGGCCGUGGAUGACAAAGCCACAAAGGAGUUCAUGAUUCGUUUCUACGGACAUCUGAAGUGUGACAAUAUGAGUGCCAGUGAAGCUCUUGACCAGACCAUGAAGUGGAUGAGAGAAUCUGAGACGACAAGGUACACGGUGAGCGAAUGGGCCCCAUUCGUUCUGAUUGGAGAUGACGUCAAUCUGGACUUAUAAACCCUUUGUGUUAUAAGUGAGGUGCAGUAAAACAAGAACACUGAAGGGAGAACUGUAUCACUUUGCUAACAUUAUAAAUACCUUCACCUUCCUUAAGCAAUUUGUUUUUUCAG
Molecule: messenger RNA, 2627 nt
Organism: Pocillopora verrucosa
Lineage: Eukaryota; Metazoa; Cnidaria; Anthozoa; Scleractinia; Pocilloporidae
Product: tetratricopeptide repeat protein 28-like
Molecular function (GO): protein binding
Source: RefSeq, a predicted model, not a curated record